Molecule: messenger RNA, 2085 nt
Organism: Linum trigynum
Lineage: Eukaryota; Viridiplantae; Streptophyta; Magnoliopsida; Malpighiales; Linaceae
Source: the annotation of a GenBank genome assembly
CCGACCUCAUAACAAAAUCACCAACGACUGCCGCCCGCCGUCGACAAUAAAACAAGAACAAUGAAACCACCACCCUCGCCCCCGCCAAGUCUUCUCCUCUUCAUCCUCCUCCUCCUCCUCCUCCUCCUCACAGUUACAGUAUUCUCCCAACCCGAACCCUCCCCUGACCCGGUCGGCGAGUUCAAGGGGAAAAGACUCCCCACCAACGAGUGGAAGGGGGAAUGGGAGCUGUUCACGGACAACUCCGGCGUGUCGGCGAUGCACGCGAUCGUGAUCCCCAACGUGAACAAGGUUUUGAUGUACGACGCCACCAUAUGGCGGAUUUCAAGGAUCGAGUUGCCCAAAGGACGGUGCCGGGUUCUGAACACCACCACCGGCGAGGAGGAUUGCUUUGCUCACUCCGUUUUGAUGGACAUCGACACCGCUCACCUGACUCCCCUCGAGCUUCACACGGACACGUGGUGCUCAUCGGGAGGCCUAACAUUUCACGGGAACCUGAUCAGCACCGGCGGGUUCCAAGGCGGCGCCAACACGGUCCGGUACCUCAAAAUCUACAACACCUCCACGUGGCGCGAAUUCCCCAGCGCUUUAUCCUCCCCGCGCUGGUACUCAACCCAGGCCCAGCUCGCCGACGGCCGAAUCAUCAUCAUCGGCGGCCGAUCCACCCCAACCUACGAGUACAUCCCUCCGGACGGCAAGUCCAACGCCAAGCCCUUCUUCUUCGACUUCCUCCAGCAGACGACGGAUCCAGAAGAGAACAACCUCUAUCCUUUUGUCUUCCUCUCCCCCGAUAGCAACGUCUUCGUCUUUGCCAACAACAGGUCGGUGCUCCUCAACCCGGACACCAACACGGUGGUGAAGGAGUUCCCCGUGCUCCCCGGCGGCCACCGUAACUACCCGGCCAGCGGGAUGGCGGUGCUGCUCCCGCUGGAGGUGUUGUCGCCGGAGGCCGAUGCUGUCGUGGAGGCUGAGGUGCUUGUUUGCGGUGGUUCCGCUCAUAUCGACUCGUACACACUGGGUUUGAAGAAUGUGUUCUACGAGGCGCUUCGGGAUUGUGGCAGGUUGCAGAUUACCAAGCCCAGGCCGAGUUGGCGUCGGGAGGUCAUGCCAAGUGCUAGGGUCAUGGGUGAUAUGGUAAUCCUGCCGACCGGAGAAGUUCUGAUGAUAAACGGGGCAACAAGAGGCGCCUCCGGCUGGGGAAACGCCCGGGAACCCAACCUCAAACCACUCCUCUUCAACCACAAGGCGCCCAACAAGCACCGCCUCUUCAAAGAACUCAACCCAACCACCAUCCCGAGAAUGUACCACUCCACCGCCGUCGUCCUCCCCGACAACCGCGUACUCGUCGCCGGCAGCAACACCAACAAUGGCUACAUCUACGACAACACCACGUUCCCCACCGAGCUCCGCGUCGAGAAGUUCUCCCCUCCUUACUUCUCCCCUUCCCGGGCCCACAAGAAGCCCAAGAUCAUCAACGGCGGCUGCCCCAAAACGGUGUCAUACGGCCAGGACCUCACCGUCAAAGUCAACCUGAACGAAAAGAGGAUCUUCCUGACCAACUUCAUGGUCACCAUGUACGUGCCGGCGUUUACGACUCACGGCGUGGCGAUGAACCAGAGGCUGGUGAAGUUGUUGUUGAAGGACGCCGUCAAAGUCGGGGAAGGGAGGUAUGACGUGUCGUGCGUGGCGCCGCCGAACAGUGCGGUGGCGCCGGAGGGUUACUUCAUGCUUAGCGUCGUCCACCGUCGGAUCCCCAGUGAAGCCGUUUGGGUGCAGCUCAAGUGAAAGGAAAAAUAAUCCUGAUGAAUUAAUUAGUUGCAAACAACACCGAAAAAUUACUGGUGUACGUAGUUAAUGGGAUUUUAUUGUAGGUGUGACGAGAAAGAUUGUAUUCAUUAAUUCAUCGCCCCCUGCCACGUUGUUGAUCGCGAAUUUGUAGUGGAGAUUUAGUUGUUGUAGUGGUGAAUGGUGUAACGACUGUGAUUGUACGUAUGUAGGUGCAAUUUUAAAGGCUGCUUAAUUGGCUGUGGAGCACAACUGACAUUAAUAGGUAGGAUGGAAAAACAACAAAGUUUUUUUUUUUUU